AUGGGAGUCAGUGCCCAGCAAGGCAAGGCCUUGGAGGAGCUGACGUUCUACCUGUCUCUUCUGCUGGAUGGCAUCCGAACUGUUGGUCUGGCUGUAAGCGGCCAGGACGGGGCGGAGAGGAAGCCUCUCCACCACGCCCGCAGCCUCUCUGCUGCCGACCGUGCCUCAGGAGACCCGGACCCACAGCUGAGCCCGAAGCUCCGUGAGGAGACCGAGGCGUCGCAGGUGAUGGCGGAGACGGUGGAGCGGAGCUUGGAGGCCGUCGCGCUCCCACCGCCCCAGCUCGCACAGGAGGGGGGAGCGCCCCACGACCCCGCGGGCUGUGGCCAUGCCCCCCAGAUCCGAGGCGGUGCGGAUCGCGGUUGCGUAGCGACCACAGCGGGGCAAGAAGAGGCUCCGCCUCCCACGGAGGGCCUGGAAGCGGCGUCUGCGUCCGUGGCAACGGACAGCAGCCUGGAAAACGGCUGUCAGCGUCGCGAGUCGGGCGGGGAGAAGGCUCUAGAAGCCUGUGGCGCAGAGAAGUCCGGGUCUGAGGUGAUGGCGGAGGCGAGGGCCGAGGAAGCGAAGACCGAAAAGUGCUCCGUCUUCUCGGGAGCAGGGGAUGAGGAGGUGGUGCAGAAGGGAGGAGCGGAGGAGGAGGACGGAGGGAGGCAGGCGAUGGAGGUCGAGGAGAGGCCAGUAGGUGAAGAAACGGAAAUGGUGGAGGAAACCAGAGCGGCGGCGGAGGUGCGGGGGGAGGCAGGGCCCCCGCCCCUGGGCGUGGGUCUCCGCAUGAACCCCCUGGAGGCCAUCCAGCUGGAACUGGACACGGUGAAUGCGCAGGCUGACAGGGCCUUUCAGCAGCUGGAGCAGAAGUUUGGACGCAUGCGUCGACACUACCUGGAGCGCAGGAACUACAUCAUUCAGAAUAUCCCGGGCUUCUGGGUCACAGCCUUUCGGAACCACCCCCAGUUGUCCCCCCUGAUUAGGGGCCGGGAUGCGGAGAUGUUAAGAUACGUAACCAAUUUGGAGGUGAAGGAGCUCAGACACCCUAGGACUGGCUGCAAGUUCAAGUUCUUCUUUCGAAGAAACCCCUACUUCCUAAACAAGCUGAUUGUCAAGGAAUAUGAGGUCAGAGCCUCUGGCCGGGUGGUGUCUCUUUCCACUCCAAUCAUAUGGCGCCAGGGCCGUGAACCCCAGUCCUUCAUUCGCAGGAACCAAGACGUCGUGUGCAGUUUCUUCACCUGGUUUUCAGACCACAGCCUUCCGGAGUCUGACAGGAUUGCUGAGAUUAUCAAAGAGGACCUGUGGCCAAAUCCACUGCAGUACUACCUGUUGCGGGAAGGAGCGCGCAGACCCAGACGUCGCCGGAUAAGAGAGCCAGUGGAGAUCCCCAGGCCCUUUGGGUUCCAGUCUGGUUGAACUUUGCCCUUGGGAAUGCUCCCGCACAAGGUCCCCUCCCACCUCUUGCUGGACCUGUGCUUGGGCAACAGAAAGGAGUAUGCCUUCUACUUUUUUUUUUUUUCCCCUGACAUUUCUCCACAUUUUUUCCUCUGGACGUUCAGUUCUUUCAGCCUCAAGAUUGGACCUUCAUGGCCAUGCUCCUCCACUUCCACAUGGCCUUCAUGCUGUUCUGUGCUACUGUCACAUGCUGCAUGGCCAUGAUUCCCACCAAUCCUAAGCCAACCAAAUGAUGCUGUAGAUUGCAUGCCUUUGUCUGCACUGCUUGGAUCCUGUUUGCUGUCAGGGCCUCUGGUUUGGCUCUUACCACCUGGAAUUCUAGCUUUGUCUGGGAGCCCAUUCUGCCCACUUUGCAGUGCAGGCAUAUAGCCUCUGGACAGUUGUGGGGCAUUAAUGAUAUCAAGGGAGAGCAGCAGUGGGCGAUUUGGUCUUUGUGAUUUAUGGGACUCUCUUGCACCUCUUGCACUGUGGUCACCUCCUGGUUUUGCCUGCUGCUACCUACUGGAUGAACAGCUUCCAGACCAUUGUCAGCCCCACUGUCUGGUUUCUGGUAAACAAGAAGCUCCAGAACUGGUGGUGGACUCAGGUUUCCUGCUAGCACAUAAAAGACCUCUCCUCUAUUCCUUACCCCCUCUUCCUUCCACCCCCUGUCAUCCAGGAACCCUACUAACUGUUAAGCAGGUGGUUGAGGUGACAAGUUAGAUCUUGUCUUCAUGGCAAGAGUAAGGAUGGUGUCCAUUCCAAGUACCAGGCUUCUCAGCCUCAAAGAGUGAAUUUACACAAAACCUAGGUACCUCUUUGUGACUCCAUUCCUCAUCCUGAACAUGAUUAAGUGCCAGGGUGGCAGUACACUUUGUCUCUCUCUCCUGUCUCUUAAAAAAAAGUGAUAGCUCAGAAAUAUGUGCAAAAGCAGACAUUUUAGUUUAAUUUGACUCUUUUCAUUAUUUCCAGGGACAUAAAGUAGACUGCCAGAGCUCUUGUUUCUGUCUGUUCUCUUCCCUACCCUUUCCUCCACCCACUUGAAUAACACCUAGAGGAUUUAAAGGGAGGCAGAUGUAGAUGGAAUGAAAAGUGAUAUCUAGUUCAUAGUGGAUGAAAGAACUAAAGAGAUUGUUAUGGAUUCUCUAAGCAAGGGGAAACAGAACUAAAGACCACAGGCAAAAAUGAGCCAGGUAAAAAUUGGGCCUAAAUUUAAGACUGGCUGACAGAGAGCCUUCAAGGAAGGGGUUAUUUCUCUGUCAGUGGUGAUGGGAGGAGAAAUACUUUAACUCAGGAUUUCUAUUGGAGAAUCGAAGGGGGUUGGAGUGUUAAAUACGUUGCCUAGAGAAGAGUUCUUUCAAGAAACACAAACAAUGCAACUUUGGGUGCUUUCUCUUUUGUUUCCAUUUGAUUUAAUUUAUGCAGAAGAUUAAUACUGUGCCCUUUAUUUCACUAGUAUUUAGUAAAAGCCUGUUAUUUUCUGUUUCUGCUUACUGGGAAAAUUGAGCUGUACAGGCUUUAUUUUGCUUUCAUUUGGGAACAUUUGGAAAAAUAGCAAGCUUACUUUCCUGUAUGAUAUAAAGACUUAAAUGAAUAUUCAUAAUGCUUUUCACCUGUUCUUGCUUCUGUUAAAACUAUAUCCUUAGAAAUAUAAUUUGAAUAACUUGGUCUUGUCAGAUUCUGAAGACUGUGGAAAUUGUUGUCUUGAUAGAAAAAUAACCUACAAAAAAUGUGACUUUAAUUGUCUUACUUGAUAAUUUGCCCCGGUAACAACUUAGUAAUUGAUGUGUCUCUUUUCCUAAAUAGCAUUAAUGCUUGUGAGAUUGCUCUGUCAAAUUGAAAGCGUACCAUUCACAUAUUUUUGUCUUUCCUUAUAUGCGUGAUAGUAAAAUAAAAGCAUGUUACUCGGCUA
Diceros bicornis minor is the source of this 3331-nucleotide messenger RNA. RefSeq names its product TSPY like 1 (gene TSPYL1). The record is from RefSeq and is a predicted model, not a curated record. Lineage: Eukaryota; Metazoa; Chordata; Mammalia; Perissodactyla; Rhinocerotidae. Gene Ontology annotation, molecular function: histone binding; chromatin binding. Bases 1 to 1401 code for a protein of 466 amino acids. The transcript has 2 exons. Gene Ontology annotation, biological process: nucleosome assembly. Gene Ontology annotation, cellular component: nucleus; chromatin.